This is a messenger RNA of Trifolium pratense (red clover), 1062 nucleotides long. Its product is annotated as CASP-like protein 1F2. The record is from RefSeq and is a predicted model, not a curated record. NCBI's taxonomy places the organism in Eukaryota, Viridiplantae, Streptophyta, Magnoliopsida, Fabales, Fabaceae. The transcript has 3 exons. Bases 253 to 822 code for a protein of 189 amino acids.
CAAUUUCACACUCUCUCUCUCUCUCUCUCUCUCUCUCUCUCUCUCUCUCUCUCUCUCUCUCUCUCUCUCUCUCUCUCUCUCUCUCUCUCUCUCUCUCUCCCCUUUUGUCCUUAUUUUUUUGAGGUGAUAUACCCUUUUGUCCUUCUCACUUUACUUUUUCCCUUAUAAAAGUUAGUAAAGGUCUUAACUCUUUACCUCAAUUUCCACCUGUUUUUUUGUGUCAUAUUCUUCCCCCAAUUCAACUUCACCACUAUGGCUGAUGUCAAAGAUUCCUUCAUGAUGGAACCCAAAUCUUCAACAACCACCAUAACCUCAUCUUCACAAAAACAUCAUAGGACUUUCUUGAUGGUUCAAAACAUCCUCAGAAUCUUUGUCAUUGUUCUUACUGCAGUUUCAAUUGUAGUCAUGGUCACUAACAACCAAUCUUUUAUGGUAAUAACUUUUCAGAUUGAAGCUCACUUUUAUUACUCUUCAUCUCUCAAAUUUUUUGUUGCUGCAAAUGGUGUGGUCUGUUUCUUGUCUGUGCUGAGACUGAUAAUCAACUUGCUGAUGAGGAAACAAACACCUCAAAGAAAAGAUUACUACUUCUACAUAUUUUUGUUGGAUUUGGUGAUGACAGUUUUGCUAAUAGCUGGAUGUGCAGCAGCCACAGCCGUUGGAUAUGUGGGACAGUAUGGAGAGAAACGCAUGGGAUGGAGUGCAAUCUGCAACCAUGUGCAAAAGUUCUGCAAAACCAAUUUGGUUUCACUUUUGCUUUCUUAUUUGGCUUUCUUUGCCAAUUUAGGACUCACAAUUUUAAUAGCUUAUAAGUGCACCUCAUAAAUUAAUCACAUUCACAUGAUGGAUUAUUUCUUGACCAAACAUGGUCCAUUUGCUGUAACUACUUCAAGGUUUUGUUGUGUCGUUUUCUAUGAAAUUUCUUAUAUGAAAAUUAUUUGUGGUAGAAAGAAAUUAUUUAGUUUGGUGUAUGGUUUUAAUUACAAACAAUAUUCUAGUACAAUACAUAACUACCUUAAGAAGAAAGAAAUUAUAUGCUUUGAUAAUGACAUGCUUCCUAUAAAA